UGCUCCAACCGUAAAUCAUACAGAGUCUAGCUCUGGUGAAGCAGUGUCGUUGACGGGAACUCUGUGUACGAAAAAGAACAUGCGGCUGUUGCUGUACAUUUGUCUUUGUUCGGCUGUAGUUAGCUUAGUCAGGUCACAGGUAAUAUGGGGCCAAGCCGUCCCCGAGGCGACAGCACAGCUAAAUGUGCUGGCUUCCUUAUUCAGAUCCAGGGGACUUCUUCAGCAGAAAAUUAGCGACAUCGUCCUCGAUUUUAGCACCGUGAACUGGACAGAUAUAACCAUUCCGGCCCAACCUACCGGCAACAUCAGCCAACAGUGUCAGAAGGAUGUCGCACAGUACGAAGCAGACCUGUUCCAAGGAAAGACGUACGCCAUGCAAAUCUUAGAUGCAGCUGGAAAACCCCCAAGUGGAAUCUUGAACGGAAACCUGUUUUGGGUCGGUAGCUACUCGCAGUGCGUGAACAUCACUAGGAAAGGCUACAACAUCACCUUCGAUGGGAAGUUUUACCUGGCUACGCUGGUACCUGUAGCCCGGGCACAACAAUCCGAACAACUAACACAAGACGGAGGCGCUGGGAUACCCGGUAUGGGUCUUAAACUAACGCUCGGUGUCUGUGUGCCCAACUCCUGCAGUCAACAUGACGUCAUUCAAAGACUAGAUGGGAGUAUCUACUGGCGUUUCCUUGUUCAACAAGGAAUAUUGCAAGUGACGUCAGCCUAUUCACAGGAAUCCCCACCAAUCCAGAAUGUCACUAUUGCUGCGAUUUGUAUCUGCAGUGUCCUUAUCAUCCUUCUCGCAAUCGGUACCAUCUAUGACGUCAUGAUCCACCAACCCCGACUGUUGGCUGUUAAAAAACAUAAGGAGAAUGAAGUGCGAGAACCUGACAUCACCGUUACUGUACCUGACGAAAAGACGCCGCUGGUGAAUAGAGUUCCACGCGAGGAAACUUCAGCGCCUAAAGAAGGUAUAACUGGCCGUGUCCUCCUGUGCUUCUCCCUCUACACCAACAUCGGGAAGCUCCUCAGCACCAAACAGGCGCCCGGCAGCAUCAAGUGUCUGCACGGCAUCCGCUUCAUCAGUAUGACCUGGGUCAUUCUGGGGCACACAUACAUUUUUGGUAUUCAGCAAUUCGAAAACUUGCUGGAGGCCUUUGAGACCGUGCAAACAUUUACAUUUCAAGCCAUCAUGAAUGCCACCGUUUCUGUGGACACCUUCUUCUUCCUCAGCGGACUCCUGAUGUCAUAUCUUCUGCUAAAGCAGAUUGGGAAGAGAAAAGAAAACGGGAAGUCUGUUCCGUACGGGAUGUUGUAUUUCCACAGAUAUUGGAGGUUAACACCUACGUACAUGUUCGUCUUGAUGCUGUACAUGUGGGUGCUUCCCUACAUGUUCUCUGGACCCUUCUGGCCGCCAGCUCCUCUAGAUCCAUACUGUGGGGAAAACUGGUGGACAAACCUGCUGUACGUCAACAACGUGGUCAACGAUGAUAGGAUGUGUAUGGGCUGGACCUGGUACCUGGCCAAUGAUAUGCAAUUCUUCGUCAUUGGAGUUCCUCUCGUCUACAUACUGUACAGAUGGCAGAUCCUGGGGAUUGUUGUGAAGCUGGUUCUCCUGUUGGCAAGCUUUAUCACCACUGCAGUGAUUAGUUGGCACUUUGACCUGAAAGCAUCUCUCACGGACAUGGUCCAUUACUAUGAUAAACCGUACUGUCGUAUCGGACCGUACCUGGUAGGAGUUGCUGUUGGCUGGCUGUUGGUUAAGAUAAAAAAGAAACAGACAAAGAGCAGGACCUUGAGUGUGCUGAUGCUUGUCGGCUGGCUCAUUGCUGCCACCGCUGCCAUGGCUGUGUUGUAUUCAGUAUACGGCCAGUACCACGGCACUACUCUCCAGACGCAAGGCGAGAACGUCCUGUACCUGACUGUCCACCGUACCGUCUGGGCCAUGGCGAUUGGUUGGGUGGUUAUCGCAUGUUAUUAUGGAUACGGAGGGGUGGUGGACAUCAUCCUCUCCUGGGACGCCUGGGUGCCCCUGAGCCGACUGACCUACUGUGCCUACCUGAUACAUAUCCUAGUGAUGUAUGCGGUAUACUUCACCAGGGAAGUGCCCAUCCACUACUCAACAUUCACUAUGAUCUAUUUCUUCUUGGGGCACGUGACUCUAUCCUAUGGUUUGGCCUUCCUGGUGUCUGUGGCAGUGGAAGCACCAUUGAUGGGACUGGAGAAAAUCCUCUUCAAUAAAUAAGAUGGAAAUUAGACAUUUUUUAAUAUGCUACUUUAAACUGAAAGGGAUUCAUCAUCUGCAAUGGAGAAGUGCUGGUACUUUGACUCAAGCUUCCUGCAGAAUCUCUUGAUAUUAAAGGAUGUUGUCUUUGACAAAUGAAACACUAUAAUAGUACUGUGAAUCAACAUUUGCCAACAUGAUCAUUUACAUACAGCUUAAUCAAAUAUAAAUAAAGAUAUGACAACCAA
Molecule: messenger RNA, 2466 nt
Organism: Branchiostoma floridae (Florida lancelet)
Lineage: Eukaryota; Metazoa; Chordata; Leptocardii; Amphioxiformes; Branchiostomatidae
Product: nose resistant to fluoxetine protein 6-like
Exons: 16
Coding region: 80-2239 (719 amino acids)
Molecular function (GO): acyltransferase activity, transferring groups other than amino-acyl groups
Source: RefSeq, a predicted model, not a curated record